AUGGAUUGCCUGGGCGAGGCGCCACUAGUAACGGAAGAACCAUGUUUCGACGCGGUUCUAGCAGCAGCGGACGAACCGCAUUUCGACGCAGCGCCUCUAGCAGCGGGGGGACCACCAUGUUUCGACUCGGACGCGCUCCCAGCGGGGGAGCUUCAAGCCGCGCUGCUGCGAGAGGCUCUUCAAUCCGAGUCGGAUUGGAGCAGCAUGGGCAGGGAGGAGCUCCGCCUGAUCCACGAAGCCCUGCAGCGCGCCGAGCAGCCCACAGAGUUGACUUUUAAGUCGACUCAAGAGUCAACGGGCAGGGAGGAGCUCCGCCUGAUCCACGCAGCUGUGCAGCGCGCCGAGCAGCCCGGCGGACUGGGUGAUUCCGCUUUGACCGCCGCCGCGCAGCACGGGCUGGGAGAUUUAGAGCCCGCGUUGAUCGCCGCCGGCGAUAAAAAUCUUGCCGAGCCGGAUUUAAGCGCGGAGCGGCACGCACGGCCAGUGGUGCGAGCGCCGGGGAGUGAAGGAGAGAGUCGGGUUGGAGUAGCACCCUCAGCCUCAGCAGGGGGGCUUCUGCAGGAUCAUUUUGUUGGGAAUGGGGCUUUUGGGGAGCUAUCCCCUCCCAACCCCCUGCUGGCUCAGACGCGGGAUGAGUCUGGUCGUUCCCUUCCGCUGCUUCCUGCGCAGCUACUGGCUCAGCAUCUGCCGCCUAAUCAGCAUCUGCCAGCUCAGCAGCCUUCACAGCGCAGCACCUACCCUCCUCCGCCUGCCUGUCGCUCCUUCCCCUCACCAUCCCUUCCCUCGGCCCUCAACCCGUCAACGGCUUUCAUGACUCACAAAACACCCGCCUUCAUGCCAACUUUUGGCACGAAGCGAAGGCUUCUAGCUGCUCAAAUCAGUAGCCUUGCUGAUAUGGACGCUUUUCAGGCGCGGAAGAGGUUAUGUGAUAACCCUGUUUCUGUUGACUCCGGCCCUCAAGGCAGUGAUACCAGCGGAGGUGCUGCUGAGGCAGCAGGGGCGAGCAAGUUUCGAGAUGUCUCUAAAGUCUCUUCUGUUCCUUGCAUCCCUCUCUCGCCCUUCAUCUUCCGCCUCCCAUGUGUGCCUUUCAGUGAGCGACUGGAGGCCCUCAAGGCAGUGAUACCAGCGGAGGUGCUGCUGAGGCAGCAAGUUUCGGCAGGAGGCCCUCAAGGCAGUGAUACCAGCGGAGGUGCUGUUGAGGCAGCAGGGCCGGGCAAGUCUCGAGAUUUUUCUAAAGUCUCUUCUGUUCCUUGCAUUCCGCUUUCACCCUUCCUCCUCCCAUGUGUGUCUUACAGUGAGCGACUAGAAGCCCUCAAGGCAGUGAUACCAGCGGAGGUGCUGCUGAGGCAGCAGGGGCGGGCGGGGUUCAGCAAUCGCACGCAGAUCGCCACUCUGCUGGAUGCUGCCGUGGGGUUCAUUGAGGGAAUGCGCCAGUACAAGCUGGAGCUGCAGAGGCAACUUCUGGCCCCGUAA
Messenger RNA from Closterium sp. Yama58-4, 1473 nucleotides. NCBI's taxonomy places the organism in Eukaryota, Viridiplantae, Streptophyta, Zygnematophyceae, Desmidiales, Closteriaceae. The record is from the annotation of a GenBank genome assembly.